UCCAAUAAAAAAUAUUUGCGAAUUCCAAACCUAGAGAGCUAGCAAUGGCUCUGCCUAAGUCACUGCUUCUAGCGCUAUGCGUGUGCGUUUUUGUCGUAGCAAGUUGUGGGAAGGACUUUUCAAUCGUGGGUUACUCAGCAGAAGACUUAACUUCCAUGGAUAAACUUAUUGAGCUCUUUGAAGAAUGGAUAUCAAAGCACGGCAAGAUUUAUGAGACCAUCGAAGAAAAGUGGAAUAGAUUUGAGGUGUUCAAAGACAACUUGAAGCACAUUGAUGAAACAAACAAGAAAGUGAGUAGUUAUUGGCUUGGACUUAAUGAGUUUGCUGAUUUAACCCACCAAGAGUUCCAAAAGAUGUAUCUUGGCCUGAAAGUUGAGUCGUCUCGAACAAGGCAAUCCCCAGAAGAGUUCACCUACAAGGAUAUUGUAGAUUUGCCCAAGUCGGUGGAUUGGAGAAAGAAAGGAGCUGUGACUCGUGUCAAGAACCAAGGUUCAUGUGGUAGCUGCUGGGCAUUUUCCACUGUUGCUGCAGUUGAGGGGAUAAAUAAGAUUGUUGCUGGAAAUUUGACCUCGUUAUCAGAGCAGGAACUAGUUGAUUGCGAUAGACCUUAUAACAAUGGGUGCCAUGGGGGCCUCAUGGACUACGCAUUCUCUUUUAUUGUCUCUAGUGGUGGACUUCACAAGGAAGAAGACUACCCUUAUCUCGAGGAAGAAAGCACUUGCGAGAACAAAAAGGGGGAACUGGAGGUAGUGACAAUCUCUGGCUAUAAGGACGUACCAGAGAACAAUGAAGCCAGCCUCAUAAAGGCAUUGGCACACCAGCCACUCAGCGUGGCCAUAGAAGCUUCAGGAAGAGAUUUCCAAUUCUACAGCGGGGGCAUUUUCGACGGACCCUGUGGAACAGAGCUUGAUCAUGGAGUCGCAGCCGUUGGAUAUGGAUCAUCAAAGGGAGUGGACUACAUCAUUGUGAAGAACUCGUGGGGACCCAAAUGGGGAGAGAAGGGAUUUAUAAGAAUGAAGAGGAACACUGGGAAGCCUGCAGGGCUCUGUGGAAUCAAUAAAAUGGCUUCCUAUCCUACUAAAAAUAAGUGAAGAAAGUAACUAUGUCUUGUUUCCUACAUUAUAUUCCAAAUAUAUGGCUUUGACUUUUAUUUCUUUGUUUUCUUCUGUCUCCCACAGAGACAUAUAAUUCUGAAGCAUAUGUAUUGACAAUGAUACUGUGAGAGAAAAACGAUGAAACAUGAACCUCUGUUUGA
This is a messenger RNA of Cucurbita maxima (winter squash), 1255 nucleotides long. RefSeq names its product cysteine protease XCP2. Gene Ontology annotation, molecular function: cysteine-type endopeptidase activity. The record is from RefSeq and is a predicted model, not a curated record. Gene Ontology annotation, cellular component: lysosome. NCBI's taxonomy places the organism in Eukaryota, Viridiplantae, Streptophyta, Magnoliopsida, Cucurbitales, Cucurbitaceae. The transcript has 4 exons. The coding region runs from base 45 to 1091 and encodes 348 amino acids.